Messenger RNA from Emys orbicularis (European pond turtle), 1509 nucleotides. It is a transcript of the gene ZBTB34, whose product is annotated as zinc finger and BTB domain containing 34. The record is from RefSeq and is a predicted model, not a curated record. Bases 10 to 1509 code for a protein of 499 amino acids. The transcript has a single exon. Gene Ontology annotation, biological process: regulation of transcription by RNA polymerase II. Gene Ontology annotation, molecular function: DNA-binding transcription factor activity, RNA polymerase II-specific; protein binding; RNA polymerase II cis-regulatory region sequence-specific DNA binding. NCBI's taxonomy places the organism in Eukaryota, Metazoa, Chordata, Testudines, Emydidae.
UCAGUAGAAAUGGACAGCAGCACUUUCAUUCAGUUUGAUGUGCCUGAGUACAGCAACACUGUUCUGAGCCAAUUAAAUGAGCUUCGUCUGCAAGGGAAGCUAUGUGACAUAAUUGUGCAUAUUCAGGGUCAGCCAUUUAGAGCCCAUAAAGCUGUUCUAGCUGCCAGUUCUCCAUAUUUCCGUGAUCAUUCAGCAUUAAGCACCAUGAGUGGCUUAUCAAUAUCAGUUAUUAAAAACCCUAAUGUCUUUGAACAGUUACUUUCAUUUUGUUACACUGGAAGGAUGUCCUUGCAGCUGAAGGAUGUUGUUAGUUUUCUAACUGCAGCUAGCUUUCUACAGAUGCAGUGCGUCAUUGACAAGUGCACACAGAUAUUGGAGAGUAUCCAUUCAAAGAUCAGUGUUGGUGAUGUUGACUCUGUCACUGUUGGUGCUGAAGAGACUCAAGAAAGCCACAAUGGAGUAAAAGAUAGCAGCUACUUUGCCAAUCCUGUCGAAAUAUCUCCUCCUUAUUGCUCUCAGGUGCCACAACCAACAGCGGGUAGUGAUCUAAGGAUGGAAACUACUACAGGGAAAACUUUACGCAGUCGUCUGCACGAAGAAGGGCACUCAGAUCGAGGAAGCAGUGGAAGUGUCUCUGAAUAUGAAAUCCAGAUUGAAGGUGAUCCUGAGCAAGGGGACCUGAUAGUAAGGGAGAGCCAGAUUGCAGAGGUGAAGGUUAAAAUGGAAAAAUCUGACCGGCCAAGUUGUUCUGAUAGCUCCUCACUUGGUGAUGAUGGAUACCAUACUGAAAUGGUUGAUGGAGAGCAAGUGGUUGCAGUAAAUGUAGGCUCCUAUGGAUCUGUAUUACAACAUGUUUAUUCAUUUUCCCAUGCCUCAUCCCAGGCUACUAGCAUGUCUGAAACCUUUGGAAGCCUGAGCAAUUCAAGUCCUUCGAGGUCCAUGCUUAGUUGUUUCAGAGGAGGUCGUGCACGCCAAAAACGGGUAUCCGCUGGUCACUUACAUAGUGAUGUUCAGGGCUUAAUGCAAGGGGCUGAUGGUGAAACCAUAGUGAGUAACCCAGGAUAUGAAAGCAGUCCACGGGAAAGAAAUGCAAGAGGUCAUUGGUAUCCAUACAAUGAGAGGUUAAUUUGUAUUUACUGUGGAAAGUCUUUCAACCAGAAAGGGAGCCUUGAUCGACACAUGCGAUUACACAUGGGAAUUACCCCUUUUGUGUGCAAGUUUUGUGGGAAGAAAUACACACGCAAGGACCAACUUGAGUAUCAUAUUCGUGGCCACACGGAUGAUAAACCCUUCCGCUGUGAGAUCUGUGGGAAAUGUUUUCCUUUCCAAGGGACGCUAAAUCAGCAUUUAAGAAAAAAUCACCCUGGGGUAGCAGAAGUAAGAAACAGGAUAGAAUCUCCAGAAAGAACAGAAGCAUUUCUUGAACAGAAAAUAGAUAAUGACACUUCAGCCUCUGAAGCUGUGGAUUCUAGUAUGGAAAUUCACACAAUGUCUAACACACCUGAUUAA